Cooperia oncophora is the source of this 546-nucleotide messenger RNA. The record is from the annotation of a GenBank genome assembly. NCBI's taxonomy places the organism in Eukaryota, Metazoa, Nematoda, Chromadorea, Rhabditida, Trichostrongylidae.
AUGGAAAACAUUGUGGAUAUUUUGGAAUCGGUUCUCGAUGCACAAUGGGUUGACGAAAACGAAGGAUGUGUGCAGCCGACUCCUCAACCUCAUCCAGAUCGUCCCCAGAGACAGCGAGAAGUUCGAUGUAUGCGAUUGCAAGACUGCCCACAGCUGAUUGCGCUAUCAGCUGCUGUACGUGACUCACCGAUGGAAGUACGAGCGACACUGAAGUGCGCAGCGGUUCGAGCGAUUGGUAAUCUUUGCUGUGAUAGACCUUCAUUGCGUGUAGUGGCUGGCGCUAGAGGAGCGGUUCUAGCCGUUCUUCGUUGUGCAAGACUCACUGAGAACGACAAGCCUUUUAUUGUUCAGUGGUCAAUCGCAGCACUACGUCACUUAUGCCUGGGAUGUCCGGAAAACCAAAAGUUUAUUCUUGAAAUGGACCAGAAGCCUACGGGAAUCAUAGAUCGGCAGAAGCUCCUGAAAGAACUCGGUAUAGAUGUUGAAGUGGACUCAGCUACUGGAAAAGUUCGUCUCAUUGGACCAUCUCGUACCCCUUCAAACUGA